Melampsora larici-populina 98AG31 is the source of this 1929-nucleotide messenger RNA. RefSeq lists its product as uncharacterized. The coding region runs from base 1 to 1929 and encodes 642 amino acids. NCBI's taxonomy places the organism in Eukaryota, Fungi, Basidiomycota, Pucciniomycetes, Pucciniales, Melampsoraceae. The record is from RefSeq and is a predicted model, not a curated record. The transcript has a single exon.
AUGAACAUCCUACUAGGAAUUUACAGUCCUUUCUUUCUUCAAGCUUUAUGUUUUCCCAUGGAUAAGUCUUGGGGUCCUAGUGAAUUCUCUUCAAAUAUUCACCCACACCAAGUUGGAAGAUAUUUGAAUAAGAUUGAAUUUAAUCAAGAUAUGCAUGGCCACAAUCAAAGAUCACCAAGUUCUAUAGCAAAUCUUCAUUCAAAUCCAGGCAUCUAUGCUUCUGUCCCAAACUCAGUACAAACCUCUUCAAUCCAUUCAACUGACACAAGAAACAAUAGGGCACCUAGUCUAAGUCUAGACUUAACCCUUGCUCCACCUGGAUCAGUCUUGGGCUGUUCAGGAAAAGAUGUCCAGAAUUUGGAUCUUUCCCUUGCUCAACCUGUAAUUCUGAAACUGGAAAAUUCACAGAAUGUCCAUGGUCCUAAUUUACCAAAGGAAUUAUCAAGUGAUAGGGCCCAAGAUUUAUUUAAGCUUUCAUCUGAAAGGACAAGUACCAAGAUAGGAGAUAACCAAAAGCUCAUCAAUAAUAGAUCAACAUAUUUCUCACCCAAACGUUGCCAUGGGGAUAUGGAAGGAGAAAGCUCCAAUGCAGGUGGAUCAAAUCUUCCAAAGUUUCAAAAGACACAAAUCAAUCAAAUGUCAAAGAAUCUAGAAGCUUCAAUACUGGAUCAUUUUUGGCAGAAGAUAGGUGUGGGGGAACCCAUCACAUCUUCAUCAACAGAGAAUCAUCUCUUAAACCAACUCCAUCACUUUGGAAGAGAACUCUUGCUCAAAGAGGCCACUUUGCAAAACCAAAUUGAAGCCUAUUUCAAGAACAUGGAAGAUUUUUUUCUUCAGAAACUGAAAGCCCUGAAGAUCUUGUUGGAUGAUAAAGUUCAAAUAUGGCAAGAGAUGAACAACAUUAUAAACAUAUACUCAAAAAUCACCUUAGGAUUCUUUGCCUCUCUCAAGAUUGUUUGUCAGAAAGAUGUAGGAGAGCUGAAAGGAUUAUAUGAGGAUGGAUGGAUGUUCCUCUCACAAUUGUUUGAAGAUUGGAAAGAUUCAAGUCUUGAUUAUAUGGUUUCUCUACAAUCAAGUUACAUCAAAGCACUGUCAUCUGACAUUACAGUGUGUACAUAUAGACCAAAAUAUUCAAUGCCAAUGAAAGAGAAUGGGGAUCCCCCUAUCUUAGUGUAUUUCUCACUUUUUAAAAAAGGGUCAGAGGUAAAGAACUUUAGAAGAUACCAGGAAAAAUCCAAUCUUAGUCUCUCGGACUUUGUCAUGGCAAUUGACACAGGACUGGAUGGUCAAAAAGGGGAUACAGAGACUGAAAAAACAAUAUCCACAGUGCCAUUGAAAAAUACUUUGCCUGUACAAAGAGGAAGAAAAGAUGAAGUUGCAAGGACAAUGGAAAUUGGCAAGAUGAUCACAAACAACAGUUUGGGUCGGUACAUAAAUAUAUGGCUUGGAAUACUUGAAAACAAAAUGCAAGCAAGGUUUGACCAGAAAAAUCUUCCUUCUGGAAUCUUCUAUGGUAACAUCAGAUCAGUGAUCAAUAGGAUGAGAUCACAUAUACUUCCUUUCUUUUUUGGAAGUCUCCACAUCUUACAUCCUGAAAGUCCUCCAGAUAGAGGUGUGGAUGGGGUACUCAGUGAUGGGUAUAUAUUUGUAAUGGAAUACUUCAAGGGUUGGGAAGCUCCAGAUCUGGACACUGCUAUUACACUGCCAGCACCAAAGAUAUCUCAGUAUGAAUACAACCCACAGGCUAGUGUCCUACUGAGAUAUCUUUUGAAUCUUCUGCCGGAUGGUUCUGGUAGAAAGUCAGUACAUUUGCUCUGGGGUCUAUGGAAAGCGUGGAUCAAAUGGGACCAAUCAAGCUUCAAGAACAAGAAACAAUUCACAAAUUGCAAAACAUUUUUUGAUACUUUGAGAAAGGUUGCUAGUGAAUGA